AUGGGCUCUGCAGAGGACACCGAUUAUGUCCAGCGGUUUGAGACGCUCCAACUCCAUGCUGGCCAGGAACCUGAUCCAAACACCAAGGCCAGAGCAGUGCCCAUCUAUGCAACCACAUCAUUCACUUUCAAUGACUCCGCUCAUGGCGCCAGGUUGUUUGGCCUUAAAGAGUUCGGCAAUAUCUAUAGCCGAAUAAUGAAUCCCACAGUCGAGGUGUUUGAGAAGCGUAUCGCUGCUCUAGAGGGAGGCCUGGCCGCUGUGGCAGCUUCUUCCGGACAAUCUGCACAGUUCAUGGCUAUAUCUGCUUUGGCACAUGCUGGAGACAAUAUUGUGUCCACCUCGAAUCUAUAUGGCGGCACUUACAACCAGUUCAAAGUGCUCUUUCCACGACUGGGCAUUCAGACUAAAUUUCUGACCUCCGAAAAGCCUGAGGAUUUCGAAAAAGCAAUCGAUGACAACACUAAAGCUGUGUAUGUCGAAAGCAUUGGAAAUCCAAGAUACAACGUUCCAGAUCUCGAAGCGAUCAGCCAGGCUGCACAUGCCAAAGGUGUGCCUUUGAUUUGUGACAACACAUUCGGCGCUGGUGGCUACUUCUGUCAGCCGCUGAGACACGGUGCUGAUAUUCUCGUCCAUAGUGCAACAAAAUGGAUUGGGGGACACGGUACAACGAUUGGUGGUGUGAUCGUGGAUUCCGGGAAGUUUGAUUGGGCAAAGAACGCAAAGCGAUUUCCACAAUUUAAUGAUCCUGCUCCAGGAUUCCAUGGUCUCAAAUUCCUGGACACAUUUGGGCCGAUGGCAUUCAUCAUACGUCUCCGAGUAGAAAUUCUCCGAGAUUUGGGUGCAUGUAUGAAUCCCUUUGCCGCACAACAGUUGCUGCUCGGUGUCGAAACCCUGAGUCUACGUUGUGAAAGACAUGCAAGUAAUGCAUUGAAGCUAGCGACAUGGCUAAAGGAUCACAAAAACGUCGCCUGGGUGUCAUAUCCAGGAUUAGAAGAUCAUCCGAAUCACCAGCUUGCGAAGAAGUACUUACCGAGAGGCUUUGGUGGUGUUCUGUCUUUUGGUGUCAAGGGCGGAUCUGCCGCCGGAUCCCAAGUCGUCGAUGGCUUCCAAAUGAUCUCCAAUCUUGCAAACGUUGGAGAUGCAAAGACACUAGCUAUCCACCCAUGGUCAACAACACACGAACAAUUAACCGAGCAGGAGCGACUGGACUCUGGCGUCACAGAAGACAUGAUCCGCAUAUCUGUUGGCAUUGAGCACAUCGAUGACAUUAUACAUGACUUCGAGCAGAGCUUCGCGGCUAGUGAUGCUAUGAAGGCUGAUGCAAAAGCAACUCCAGAAAACGCAACCAAGACAGGAAGUUCAGACACUGCAGCAAGUCUGAGUGGUGCUACCUGA
This is a messenger RNA of Endocarpon pusillum Z07020, 1395 nucleotides long. Its product is annotated as O-acetylhomoserine-lyase. The coding region runs from base 1 to 1395 and encodes 464 amino acids. Gene Ontology annotation, molecular function: transferase activity, transferring alkyl or aryl (other than methyl) groups; pyridoxal phosphate binding. The transcript is spliced from 5 exons. The record is from RefSeq and is a predicted model, not a curated record. NCBI's taxonomy places the organism in Eukaryota, Fungi, Ascomycota, Eurotiomycetes, Verrucariales, Verrucariaceae. Gene Ontology annotation, biological process: transsulfuration.